Molecule: messenger RNA, 1820 nt
Organism: Ixodes scapularis (black-legged tick)
Lineage: Eukaryota; Metazoa; Arthropoda; Arachnida; Ixodida; Ixodidae
Product: clotting factor G beta subunit-like
Exons: 7
Coding region: 148-1587 (479 amino acids)
Biological process (GO): proteolysis
Molecular function (GO): serine-type endopeptidase activity
Source: RefSeq, a predicted model, not a curated record
GUCAGAGUUUCAAAAGCAGUGCUCCUUGGCUUUUUGCGCACUCGGCGAUAAAGUAUAAGCGCUGGGGCGCUGCCGUAUAUGUUGUAGACGUUGCCACCGCCAUGGUGGAUUCUAAGGUCGGAUGAUGCCAGGUCGGAUUACCGGAGGAUGACUGCUCGUUUCGAUUCGGCAUGGAGGCUAAUCCUGCGUCUCCUAUUGGUGGUCGUCUGCGUUCAAUUAUGCUCGUGUCAAAAGGUUGCCCAUACCUCAAACCUCGAAGGUAACCACAUUACCUUCCCUGCGCCUGGAGUCAGUGUCUUGGAAAAAACGCCAGAAGGCGCAGAACAGGAAAUACCAGCGAACGACCUUGCCGUCGAGUCCGAUGAUGUCGAAGAACCAGAACCAGCAAAAAGUACUGAAAGCGAUAUUGUCAUGCCGGUAAUCGUAAGCGGUGGUGACAAUGAAGGGAUCAAAAACAAUGUCGCAGAAGUGCCAGACGAGCCCUCCCAAGACAAUUCUAAUGGUAACCAAUCUACAAAUCCGAAACCUGACUCACCAACGGACUUCAAUGACCAGGACCCAUCGCAGAACAUCGGAAAAGACUCAAUACCUUCGGGCACCAAAGACGCCUUGGCGAACAUAAACAUCACACAGUUUAUAAGGGAAAAUUGUGGUAAAGCCCAUUCAAGAAAGCGUCGGAUAGUUGGCGGCACCAUAAGCUCAGUGACCUACUACCCAUGGACUGUGGGAAUCUUUAUGGACGGCUCUUCCCAGCCAUACUGUGGGGCCGUUCUCCUAACACCGUGGUUCGUCCUGACUGCAGCUCACUGCACCCGAGGAAGAAUGGCGGUGAAUCUAAGAGUCGCCUACGGGCUGCAGACCAUAAACGAGCGCACCUUGGCGGAACGGCAUGAGCACGUGGCGGUAGUCAAGGCGAUACAUCAGCACAAGAAAUUCGUGGACAUCGUGCACGGCGACGACAUCUCCAUGUUGCAACUGGAGACACCUCUGCUCGCGGACGGACAGCCAGUGCCACCCAUCUGCACGCCGCAGGCGUCUCAACUGGACCGCAGCACUGUGGUGAACACAACGGGUGUGGUUGCAGGCUGGGGCAGGACGAAGUACAAUGGCGAAAGUAGCUCGGACCUUCGAGAGGUUUCCCUGCCCAUCGUGUCCAACCAGGUAUGUUCAAAGGUGUUCGAGGGCGUCGUCGAAAUCACGGACGGGAUGAUCUGCGCUGGAGACAUCACAGGAAAGAAGGACGCCUGUCAGGGAGACUCUGGCGGCCCCCUCAUGUGGUACUCGAGCGUCUUUGAACGCUGGUUCGUGAUCGGUGUCGUCUCCUUCGGCGUCAAGUGCGCCGAGAAGGGUUACUACGGCACGUACACCUGGGUCGAGAAGUACCUGAGCUGGAUAUGCGAGAUCACCGAUGGGCUGGUCUGCCUCCAAACCACGGGGGACCAGAAGAAACAGCCAACAACAUCCAAAAUCAAAGCAAAACCAGUCAAAUCCAAGGGGUCUAAAAGGAGGCCCCUUCACAAUAAGUUGAGUCCUAGUAGACUGAGAAAGAGUAGGCGACGUAAAUGGAAUCUGCAGAAGCAGGAAUAAAAAAAAAAUUGAGUCAGUGAAUUCUGUUGUAAACGUUAGAUCAGAAGGGAACACUUCUGGAGAAAUCGAGUGGGCUUUCAGAGCACAAACGCGAACUUGCACCGGCUAAGCGGAAUGCGCGCGAAAAACAAAAUCUUUCUUGGAGAGCUCAGGGUGAACAACACAAAUACGCCAUUACACUGUUCCCCAAAUAAAGAGUGAAGUAUAUUCGCUUAAACAAAAUAUAGACAGAA